AUGGUAAUCAACCCAGCAGACCUGCUGUGGGCUGGGUUCAUGAAGACAGGCUCAGACGUCCGUCUGAAGUCUGACUAUGUGGUUGCACUAGAAUCAAAAGAACCAAAAGACUCAGGAGACUCAGGAGACCCGCAGUUCGCUAGCAGACCCAGAAGAUUCACUGAUUCAACCAAGUCGACUGGAUCUUUUCCUCCAUACAGCGUGAAACGAGAGAUUCAGACUCGGAUGGACUUCGCAGAGUUGUGUCGUCAAAAAGACUUCCUCCAGUCAAAUGCCAGCAGUGGAGUGAAGCAGUGGAACAAGAGGUGGUUCGUCCUGACUGACAGAUGUCUCUUCUACUACAAAGAUGAGAAGGAAGACACGGUUUUAGGGAGUUUGCCGCUGCUCAGUUUUCAUAUUGGAGGAGUGGAGUCUUUGGAUAACAUCACCCGCAAGUUUGCCUUUAAGGUGUGGUUGGAGGAGGAGGAGGGUGAGGCCGGAGAUUUGAAGGGUCCUGUUGUGUUUUGCAUGCAGGCAGAACAUGCUGGCACCAGGACCUACUACUUCAGUACAGACAGCCAUGAGGAGCAGGAAGAGUGGAUCAGAGCCAUGAGCGAAGCUUCAGAGGUCAACGUUCAACUAAUACAAAGAGCAAACACCACAGCUGAUCUCGACCACGCCAUGGUGACUAAGGCACCCAACCCACAACAGCGUUCACACACAAACAAUAAAAAUGACAGUGACCAGCUGCCCCACCCAAAGAACAAUGGGGUUGACAACCUUGAGACACCCUCACCCUCCACCCACCUCACAAAUCAGGAGGGAACAAAGAAUGGUGGAAGGCAAGGAAAAGGAGAUGAUGAAGGGGGAGGAACUGACUACACCCCUCAUCCAAACGGCCCUUGCAAAACCAUGCCACACAGCAGCAAUAGCAAACUCCCUCUAUCCAGGAGUCACAGUGGACAUUGUGUCCCUCAGGGACACCAGGAAGUGGGUGCUAGCCCAUCACAUGACCCAAGGGAGCAGCAGGAUAAUGUGGUGCUGAGGAGGGGUUUUGUGCCCAGGACAGCUCCAGAGAGGGUGGCCCAGAGGAAGAGUUCUAUGGCACAGCUGCAGCAGUGGGUCAACCAGCGCCGGGGCAUGGCUUCCCAGGAAGACAUCAACAGCCCAUGUCGUUACUACCCAGCGAGGCGUGGGGUCUCUGACUAUUAUGCUUAUCCUGAUGGCCCUCAGUAUAUGGAUGAGUACCCUCUGUACCCAUCAGGGGUCCGACCUGACAGCAUCUGUUCUGUCUCUGCUGUGGGGGGAUAUGACCGACGCUGGACUGUCGAGGAGAAACGCCGCUCACUGAGGGAUGGACCCCAUCAGCUGUAUGGACCCCCAAUGCCCAGAGACCAGUGGGGGCAACAGUACUAUGGUGCAAUGGAUACAUCCAUGAGGCGUCUGUCCAUUCAGCCACGCUCUAGGUCUGUACCCAGGUCGCCAUCCUCAUCAUCAGGGGGGCCCUACUCACCAGUGCCACACAACUUUGCCUCACCAGCUCGAUCACCAUCUGCCCGCUUUGACCAUUUUCCAGGAAGGAUAAGGGAUGAUGUGAUCUAUGCAGAUCCAUCAGUCUACAGUCUGAGGAGAUCCCUCAGCUCACCAAAGUAUGACUACCCUGGUGAUAGGAGGUCCUUAAGCCAAGGAUUAUACCACUACAACUACCCUGUAUCCCCUUCCAUCCAGAAUAAAAUGGAGGACAUAUUAGACCUUCAGCUCCAGCGCAACCUGGAUUACUUAGACCAACAGGUGCCUCCUUUCCAUAAUAUCUACAGCAGAGAGUUACAUCCCACACUGAAACUCAAUGAGAUUGAAACCAGUAAACUGUUGGGUCGCCUGUGUGAGCAGAACCGAAUUCUGAAAGACCAUGAGGCUGUUGUCCACAGACUAAGAAUGGAUAAGGACAGUCUCGAGGAAGCACUGGUGGAAACUCACCAGGAGAUGGAGCUGUACCAUAACCAGCCUCUGGCCAUGGAAAAGCUGCAGUUCAAAAAGGAAACCCUGCAGAAUCAGCUCAUCAACAUCAGAGGGGAGCUCUCCCAGGCCUCCAGUGCUUUAACCACGACUCGUAUGGAGUUUGAAGCAUUAGAGGACGAGGCCAGUGCCAUUCAUGGAGACCUAUGGGAACAGCUUAAUGCAGGAGGGCAGAGUGAACUGGUUUGCAGGCACAUCCAGAAAGAGUUUUGGAGAGUACAGGAUGUGUUAGAGGGACUGCAUAAGAAUAACUCAUCUAGAGGUACUGACACAGCCAAGCACAGAGCGACCAGUGGCACAUCAGGCUCCUUUAGCACCAAUAGUCCAGCCAGUCCCCUGAGCUCAGUAAGCCUCACCAGCCCACUCAGCCCCUUCUCCCCAGUGCCCGGCUCCCAGGCCUCCCCCACCAAACAGCUGGGCCCGGAGGAAAGUGUCCCCCCAAGGCCUCCCCUCCCCAAGUCCUAUUCCCUUCUGGAGACUUCCUCUACCUUACCUCCCUCCAUCCCCCCCCUGCCCUUUGACAGCACCACCUGGCUACGCAGCUUGGGCAUCGAUGAUGGUUACCUUGAUGGUGAAGAUUCUUACAUCAGAAAGCCAAAGUUUGGAGAGGAGAACAAUAUCAGUGAUGUGCAGGACCAGAUCCAGGACAGACAACCCACCAUGAAUAAAGUUGGCAUUGUUCCUCCUCGAACAAAGUCCCCCACUGACGAAUCACACAGCAGCUCAGCUGGAGUUUCCCGCUACAGUGAUAGAGUGCCUAAUGGAAUCUCUAGGGAACGUCCAAAAAGCGCUGUGUUUACUGCAGAGGUAAAGUCGAAGAUGAGCGUUGAAGAGCAGAACGAGCGACUCCGCCGUAACCAAAGCAGUUCUGUGAGGGACAAGAGACGGAGUCUAAACCUCUCAGGUGGCCAGUCUCCAGCCAACUACAAAGUGAUUCGUAGGCGGCUGACAGCUCACGAGAUUGACAUCAAAGACUUGGAGACAGCAGUUCGAGGCCAGGGACAGGAGUCACCUCGGGAAGAAAUUGCUCGCCUGAGGCGAUUACAGAUUGAACCAGAUCAGUAUGACCUGGACAUGAGCAAAGAGGUGAGAUCAUCCAGAUAAGGCAUGGCACCCUCAUUCACUCUUGAAUUCAUUUUGGAUAUCUCAAACGCACAACUCUCAGACAGAUUGAUGUAAAAUCAGGCAAGUUUACUGAUAACAUACAAAAUACAUAGAUGCUUACAAAGGUCCAGGUUGGCAGGAUAGGCAAAGGAAAGAAUCCAAGUGGCAGACUGGGGUUAGCAACAACCAUGUCCAAGGCAAACAAAAGCACGGAAUCCAAGUCCAAAAGGUCAGGGGUCUGGAAACAGUGGGGAAGCACAAUGCAUGAUUUGGCUGAUAAUGAGUUGGGCCAAUGCAUAUACUGCAGGAAUAAUGAGGGGAGAGUGUAUAGGUGUGGGAGGAAUGGGGUUAUUGCAGGGGCCAUAACACAAUGCUUUUCCUGCAAGGUGCGGGGAUGCCCCCUGAGUGCUGGGAGGAAGUGAACGAGGGCUCUCCACCUCUUCUCCUUUGCCAAAAUAAUAAGAUAUGUCACAGAUGUGGCAUGUCAAGAUAUUGAUAUUGCACAGGUGUGUCCUGGACUGCACAGUAAAAAAAAAAGGGACCAUCUCAACUCAAAGGCAACAUGAUGC
Messenger RNA from Larimichthys crocea (large yellow croaker), 3668 nucleotides. It is a transcript of the gene plekha6, whose product is annotated as pleckstrin homology domain containing, family A member 6. The transcript is spliced from 20 exons. The coding region runs from base 1 to 3099 and encodes 1032 amino acids. NCBI's taxonomy places the organism in Eukaryota, Metazoa, Chordata, Actinopteri, Sciaenidae. The record is from RefSeq and is a predicted model, not a curated record.